AUGUAUGAUGGACUCGUUUUCAAUGCUCACAACAUCGGGUUCAUGAGCAGCUAUUUCUCAGCAGAGAAAGCCGUCGACGUACAGCCCAUCCAGAUUCUUUGGACCACUAUCUUAAGCACUUGGUUUCCAGCCCUCGGCGAAAAGGCGCAUAAGAUUGCCUAUAAAACACUCGGUUCGCCUCAUAAGAAAGAACCCGACGCCAUCCUUGUAAAAGUUCAGUAUGUCUGGGCAAAACCCUCGGGCGAAUUUCAAGAGCACGAAAUCUUCGUUGCUCAAUGCAAGAGCUGGGAACACGAUACCGGUGAGGGCUGGACAUUAGCUGCCGAUUAA
Messenger RNA from Fusarium proliferatum ET1, 330 nucleotides. RefSeq lists its product as uncharacterized. The coding region runs from base 1 to 330 and encodes 109 amino acids. Lineage: Eukaryota; Fungi; Ascomycota; Sordariomycetes; Hypocreales; Nectriaceae. The record is from RefSeq and is a predicted model, not a curated record. The transcript has a single exon.